Molecule: messenger RNA, 1636 nt
Organism: Andrographis paniculata
Lineage: Eukaryota; Viridiplantae; Streptophyta; Magnoliopsida; Lamiales; Acanthaceae
Exons: 11
Coding region: 92-1360 (422 amino acids)
Cellular component (GO): cytoplasm
Molecular function (GO): GTP binding; ATP hydrolysis activity; ATP binding
Source: RefSeq, a predicted model, not a curated record
UAAUUUAAGAGCGAGUAUUCAUACGGCGGCAAAGAACUCAGGAGCCGCCAUAGCCAUAUCCUCCGUUUUCUGUUCGCCGUCUUCGUCUUCAAUGGCGAGAGUGCUAUUGUGCUCUCGUCUGGCCCCUUCUGUGUUGUCGCCAAUAUCACUCAAGUCUUCUCUCCUUAUCCAAUGGCCGAAUCCCUCCAAAACCUCGCAAUCGAUGCUCUUCAUAAACCGCCGCCGCUUCUCGGUCGGGAAGAUAAGUAUGAGCUUGAGAGCCGGAAUUGUCGGCCUCCCCAACGUCGGCAAGUCUACUCUCUUCAAUGCCGUUGUUGAGAAUGGUAAAGCUCAGGCUGCAAAUUUCCCCUUCUGCACAAUAGAACCAAAUGUAGGGAUUGUAGCUGUUCCAGAUUCCCGCCUCAACUUGCUUUCUCAGCUCAGCAAAUCUCAGCGAGCAGUCCCGGCUUCCAUUGAGUUUGUUGAUAUUGCGGGUCUUGUAAAGGGAGCCAGCCAAGGGGAGGGUUUGGGAAACAAAUUCUUGUCGCAUAUCCGUGAAGUUGACUCUAUACUGCAGGUGGUGCGUUGCUUUGAAGACAAUGACAUUGUUCAUGUGAGCGGGAAAGUCGAUCCAAUAUCUGACAUAGAUGUCAUCAAUUUAGAGUUGGUGUUUACAGAUUUAGAUCAGGUUGAGAAAAGACUAGACAGACUCAAGAAAGGCAAAGCUAAAGACCCGCAAUCGAAAAUGAAGGAGGAAGCAGAGAAGUCUGCACUAGAAAAGAUCCAGCAAGCUCUGUUGGAUGGAAAACCAGCUCGAUCUGUGUUGUUGACUGAUUAUGAGAAAGAUGCUGUAAGGCAUCUAUAUUUACUUACAAUGAAACCUGUGAUAUAUGUGGCGAAUGUGGCGGAAUCUGAUCUAGCCGAACCUGAAACCAAUCCUCAUGUUAAAAAAGUGAUGACACUUGCUUCAGAAAUGCAAUCAGGACUAAUAACUAUCUCAGCACAGGUUGAAGCAGAGCUUACUGAACUUCCACCAGAAGAAAGGAUUGAAUAUUUGGCAUCUCUUGGAGCUGAAGAAAGUGGUCUCGGAAAUUUGAUUAGGGCAACGUACAGUCUCUUAGGAUUACGAACUUAUUUCACUUCUGGCGAGAAGGAAACAAAAGCUUGGACCAUACGGGCAGGGAUGACUGCUCCUCAAGCUGCAGGUGUUAUACACUCUGACUUCGAGAGGGGAUUUAUUCGAGCAGAAACGGUUGCAUAUGAUGAUUUUGUUGCUGCCGGUUCGUUUGCUUCCGCGAGGGAGAAGGGACUGUUAAGAUCCGAGGGAAAAGACUACGUCGUGCAAGAAGGAGAUGUCAUGCUAUUCCGAUUCAAUGUAUGAUCAAAUACUUGUCGCCUCUGAUAGCUUUUCCGGUGAAUGCUGACGACGAGCACAAUAGAAAAGAAAACUUGGUUGCAUUGCCUUAACAUAUGCUGGUUAGUACGUUAUGGUGGUUUUGAUAUUUGGAUGUGACAAAUUUUGAUCAUUUUUUUCCAGGCAAACAUUGUGCCAUUUAGCGUUGCUCGUAAGUUGAGCCUUUCAGAAUUUUAUGGUGAAUCAAUAUACUUCCAGUCCUAUGUACCUAUUGUUUUGUAUUUUCUUUGGCAUUUGAAUUUA